UCUCUCUUCUCUGGAACCAGCUUCUUCUGGUGAUCUCAUUUUUUCACAACAUUUUCUCUUUCUCUUUCUCUCUCAUAAUUCCCCACUCGCUUCUCAACAAUUAACCGCGCAGGUUCCAAUUUCCUCUGAACAAAUUCAUCAUGACCGUGAUGAUGUCUGCUCCCAUUGACCAGCAAGAGGAUGAGGAGGUGCUCGUGCCUCACGCUGAUUUGCCAGAUAACAAUCAUCAGCCAAUGGAAGUUGUAGCUCAACCUGAAGCUGCCAAUACUGUGGAGAGCCAGCCUGUCAGUGAUCCUCCACAAUCCAGAUUCACAUGGAGAAUUGACAACUUUACUAGGCUGAAUACAAAGAAGCUCUAUUCAGAAGUAUUCGUUGUUGGUAGUUAUAAAUGGCGUGUCCUUAUUUUCCCAAAAGGAAACAAUGUGGACUAUUUGUCCAUGUAUUUGGAUGUCGCAGAUUCAGCUAGUUUGCCCUAUGGUUGGAGUAGAUAUGCACAGUUUAGCUUGGCAAUUGUUAAUCAAAUCCAUAGUAAAUAUUCCGUCAGAAAAGACACACAACAUCAAUUUAAUGCACGGGAAAGUGAUUGGGGUUUCACAUCCUUCAUGCCUCUUGGUGAAUUGUAUGAUCCUAGUAGAGGGUAUCUCGUGAAUGAUACUCUUAUAAUUGAAGCCGAGGUUCUUGUUCGUAAGAUUGUUGACUAUUGGAAUUAUGACUCAAAGAAGGAGACCGGCUAUGUUGGGCUUAAGAACCAAGGAGCUACAUGUUAUAUGAAUUCUCUACUCCAAACUCUGUACCAUAUUCCUUAUUUUAGAAAGGCUGUGUACCAUAUGCCAACAACUGAGAAUGAUAUGCCCUCUGGAAGCAUCCCUUUGGCUCUACAAAGUUUAUUCUACAAGCUCCAAUACAGUGACACCAGCGUUGCAACAAAGGAGCUGACAAAAUCUUUUGGAUGGGAUACAUACGAUUCUUUCAUGCAACAUGAUGUUCAAGAGCUAAAUAGGGUCCUCUGUGAAAAACUUGAAGAUAAAAUGAAGGGAACCGUUGUUGAGGGAACUAUACAAAAGUUGUUCGAAGGACAUCAUAUGAACUACAUAGAGUGCAUCAAUGUGGACUACAAAUCAACUAGAAAGGAGUCAUUUUAUGACCUUCAGCUUGAUGUCAAAGGUUGUCGCGAUGUAUAUGCUUCCUUUGAUAAGUAUGUUGAAGUUGAACGUCUUGAGGGGGAUAACAAAUAUCAUGCCGAACAGUAUGGUUUGCAGGAUGCUAAGAAGGGUGUCCUAUUUAUUGAUUUUCCUCCUGUCCUUCAGCUUCAACUGAAAAGAUUUGAAUAUGACUUUAUGCGGGAUACUAUGGUUAAGAUUAAUGACCGUUAUGAGUUUCCUUUACAACUUGAUCUUGAUCGUGAGAAUGGAAAAUAUCUAUCACCUGAUGCUGAUAGGAGUGUCCGCAAUCUUUAUACGCUUCACAGUGUUUUGGUUCACAGUGGGGGCGUGCACGGUGGGCAUUAUUAUGCUUUUAUCAGGCCAACUCUCUCUGAACAGUGGUACAAAUUUGACGACGAGAGGGUGACGAAAGAAGACAAUAAGCGAGCAUUAGAGGAGCAAUAUGGUGGUGAGGAAGAGGUAAUUGCUUUAUUUCCAUUGUCAUGGCGUUUUAUCCCUUUUGAAUCUUGUCUGUUAUUAUUGAUUGAAUCACUUGUGCUUCAACAGUUACCCCAGACAAAUCCUGGAUUCAAUAAUACACCGUUUAAAUUCACCAAAUAUUCAAAUGCUUAUAUGCUGGUGUAUAUACGUGAAAGUGACAAGGACAAAAUCAUAUGCAAUGUGGAUGAAAAAGACAUUGCUGAACAUUUAAGGGAGAGGUUGAAGAAAGAACAAGAAGAAAAAGAGCACAAAAAGAAAGAAAAGGCCGAGGCCCAUCUUUAUACAAUUAUAAAGGUGGCAAGAGAUGAAGAUAUUGAAGUGCAGAUGGGAAAAGAUAUCUACUUUGAUCUUGUAGACCACGACAAAGUGAGGAGUUUUCGUGUACAAAAGCAGACUCCUUUUAACGUUUUCAAGGAAGAGGUUGCAAAAGAGUUUGGCGUACCAGUUCAAUUUCAGCGCUUUUGGCUAUGGGCUAAGCGGCAAAACCAUACUUAUCGACCUAAUAGACCGUUGACACAUGCUGAGGAAGCACAAACUGUCGGGCAAUUGAGAGAAGUGUCAAACAAGGUUCACAAUGCAGAACUGAAGUUGUUUUUGGAGGUGGAGAAGGGGAUGGAUUUAUGUCCCAUUGCACCACCUGACAAGACAAAGGAUGAUAUAUUACUUUUCUUCAAGCUAUAUGAUCCUGAAAAAGAAGAGCUUCGUUAUGUCGGAAGGCUCUUUGUGAAGUGUACUGGCAAGCCAUCAGAAAUCAUAACAAGGCUAAAUGAAAUGGCUGGUUAUGAUCCUGAAGAAGAUAUUGCACUUUAUGAGGAGAUUAAGUUUGAACCAAAUGUUAUGUGUGAACCUAUUGAUAAGAAAGUAACAUUUCGAGCAAGCCAGCUGGAGGAUGGAGAUAUUGUAUGCUUUCAGAAAGCUCUGGCUAUCGAUAGCGAGGAACAAGUCCGCUAUCCAGAUGUUCCCUCAUAUUUAGAAUAUGUUCACAAUCGCCAGGUAGUCCAUUUUCGAUCUCUGGACAGACCCAAGGAGGAUGACUUUUCCUUGGAGAUGUCAAGGCUUUAUACAUACGAUGAUGUGGUGGAGAGAGUUGCUCAACAACUUGGCCUGGAUGAUCCAUCCAAAAUACGUCUUACCCCUCACAACUGCUACUCUCAACAACCAAAACCCCAGCCUAUUAAGUACCGAGGCGUCGAUCAUUUGUCUGAUAUGCUAGUUCAUUACAAUCAGACGUCAGAUAUAUUAUACUAUGAAGUGCUUGACAUCCCGCUACCCGAAUUACAAGGCUUGAAAACUCUGAAAGUUGCAUUUCAUCAUGCCAUCAAGGACGAGGUGGUUAGUCACACCAUCAGACUCCCAAAGCAGAGCACUGUUGGAGAUGUCCUUGAUGAUCUUAAAACAAAGGUGGAGCUAUCUCAUACUGAUGCCGAACUAAGGUUGCUUGAAGUCUUCUAUCACAAGAUUUACAAGGUGUUCCCAUCCAAUGAAAAGAUUGAAAACAUUAAUGAUCAAUACUGGACAUUGCGAGCAGAGGAGAUUCCAGAAGAAGAGAAAAACAUUGGUCAACAGGAUCGAUUAAUUCACGUAUACCAUUUUACUAAAGACACUGCUCAAAAUCAAAUGCAAAUUCAAAACUUUGGGGAUCCUUUUUUCUUGGUUAUACAUGAGGGUGAAGCUCUAUCUGAAAUUAAAGUUCGAAUACAGAAGAAACUUCAAGUUCCUGAUGAAGAGUUUAGCAAGUGGAAGUUUGCUUUUCUAUCACUCGGGCGUCCUGAGUACCUUCAGGAUUCGGACAUUGUAUCCAGUCGAUUUCAGAGGAGAGAUGUUUAUGGUGCUUGGGAGCAAUAUCUUGGCUUGGAGCAUACUGACAAUGCUCCUAAAAGAUCAUAUGCGGUAAACCAGAAUCGUCACACAUAUGAGAAGCCAGUAAAGAUUUAUAAUUAGGAAACCAGUAUGAAUGAGUUAAUGCAUGGGAUGAAUUUCGGCAUUGUUCUAGACCUUUGGGCUUGUAAACAAGGCGAAGAUAGCAAAAGGAUACUCUGUAUAGGCAACUAAUGAAAUUAGCAAUUCAGAUGGUGUCUGCAGUCUUUUAGUUAUGUGGUAUGUAAUUCUUUCUGUCAGUGGAGUAACAUUAUUAUCAACACCUUCUGUAUCUGCGGACCACAGCGCCUUGAGCUUAUUUAUACUUCCGUUUUAUACGGAGGUUCUUCAAAUUGAGGUCAUUGAUCGUCGUCGUUGAACUGUAUCAGUACAUAAGAUUUUUGGAUUAGUGAGUGUAUACAGAGUAUAGUUGGUUGACUUUUGGUCAUUUUCUUUAUUGCUUCCUGAUUUUGUCUAGUUAGAAGUGUUGAUCUAAGUGAGGGCUGCAUUAUGGUGUAGCAAAAACAACUUUUAUUUAUGUAAUGUUGUAAAACAGAUUUGCCAGCUUCCAUAAAUCUAUGGUCAUCAUAAUUUUUUUACCA
Messenger RNA from Cicer arietinum (chickpea), 4102 nucleotides. RefSeq names its product ubiquitin C-terminal hydrolase 13-like. Gene Ontology annotation, cellular component: cytosol; nucleus. The record is from RefSeq and is a predicted model, not a curated record. Gene Ontology annotation, molecular function: protein binding; cysteine-type deubiquitinase activity. NCBI's taxonomy places the organism in Eukaryota, Viridiplantae, Streptophyta, Magnoliopsida, Fabales, Fabaceae. Gene Ontology annotation, biological process: protein deubiquitination; regulation of protein stability.